AUGGGCCUGUCAGAGCACGACAGCCCGCACGCACUCUCUCGUACCGCCCCACCACCUACCGGUCUCAGCGCCGAGAGCCCCGGGCGCCCGAUGACGGCAGCAUCGACAUCGGCGCAUCGCUUACCCGACCACUCGCACCUCCCGCUCCCGCCGAUGCCGCUCCUCCGGUCUGGGGCCGCUUCUACUUCUGGGCUCGCGUUGAUGCCCGCGCCGGAACGGGAGAAAGAGACCGACAAGGAGCGCGGCGACCGCGAGCGGGACCGCGAGGACGAGCCGUUCCCGGCGUGGGUCGACGGGCUGGACGUCGCGAGCCUCCCCGCAGACAUGAAGAAGGAGGGCGCGGACUGGUUCGCGGUGUGGAACCCGCGGAUUAGGCCGAGGCGGCUGGAGAGCGUGCAGUUGUUGCAUACGUUUGCGCAUGCGACAGUUGUCUGUUGUGUCCAAUUCUCCGCGGACGGACGCUAUUUGGCGACGGGCUGCAACCGCUCGGCGCAGAUAUUUGACGUCAAGACGGGCCGCAAGACGAGUGUGCUGGUCGACGACGUCAGUGGGCCGGCUGGGGACCUUUACAUUCGGAGCGUGCGGUUUAGCCCGGACGGGCGAUUUCUGGCGACGGGGGCGGAGGACCGGAAGAUACGGAUCUGGGACAUCGCGAAGGGCACCGUCGCCCAGAUAUUCUCCGGGCACACACAGGAGAUCUACUCGCUCGACUUCUCGCGCGACGGCCGGGCGGAUCGUGUCCGGCUCGGGCGACCGGACCGCGCGCGUGUGGGACAUGGGACGGCGGGCCGCCGCUCGUCCUCGCCGUCGACGAGCCCGGCGUCAGCGCGACGGCGCGCGCGCGAGGGCCCGGACGCGGGCGUCCACGAGCGUCGCGCUGUCGCCGGACGGGCGGCACGUCGCCGCGGGGUCGCUGGACAACGUGGUGAGAAUAUGGGACGCGCGGAUACGGGCGUGUUGCUCGAGAGGUUGAGGGGCCAUCGGGACAGCGUGUACAGUGUUGUUUUCACGCCGGACGGGCGGGGCGUUAUCAGCGGCAGCCUCGACAAGACGCUCAAAUACUGGGACGUCUCCGCCCUCUCCAGCGGGGGCAAGGUGAAGAAGGAGGCAGGCGUCGCGCCGGAGGGCCGCGCCGUCUGCACGCGGGACUUCCUCGGGCACAAGGACUACGUGCUCUCCGUCGCCGUCUCGCACAACGCGCAGUGGAUCGUGUCCGGCUCGAAGGACCGCGGCGUGCAGUUCUGGGACCGCGCGGGCGCGGUGCACGCGCUCCUCCAGGGGCACAAGAACUCGGUCAUCUCGAUCGACCUCAGCCCCGCCGGCGAACCUGCUCGCCACCGGGAGCGGGGACAGCUUGGCGCGGGUGUGGAGCUAUGCAUAGGAGGAGGGUAUUUGGUGUAUGCCGUAUUGGAUUGGGAAUUGACUUGA
Molecule: messenger RNA, 1428 nt
Organism: Mycena indigotica
Lineage: Eukaryota; Fungi; Basidiomycota; Agaricomycetes; Agaricales; Mycenaceae
Product: Chromatin associated protein
Exons: 5
Coding region: 1-1428 (475 amino acids)
Molecular function (GO): protein binding
Source: RefSeq, a predicted model, not a curated record